Lithohypha guttulata is the source of this 1011-nucleotide messenger RNA. RefSeq names its product cytosolic Fe-S cluster assembly factor nbp35 (gene NBP35). Gene Ontology annotation, cellular component: cytosol. Gene Ontology annotation, biological process: iron-sulfur cluster assembly. Gene Ontology annotation, molecular function: ATP-dependent FeS chaperone activity; 4 iron, 4 sulfur cluster binding; ATP binding. Bases 1 to 1011 code for a protein of 336 amino acids. The record is from RefSeq and is a predicted model, not a curated record. The transcript is spliced from 2 exons. Lineage: Eukaryota; Fungi; Ascomycota; Eurotiomycetes; Chaetothyriales; Trichomeriaceae.
AUGGCACCAUAUCUAGAUGAUAGGCCUUUGGGAUCCGUCGACGAGGCGCUCGAGACACCACUCAAAGCGAAGCCGAACCUAGUCGCACCCGAGCCAGAACAUUGUCCAGGUCCAGAAUCUGAGCAAGCCGGUCAAGGCGAUGCUUGCGCAGGAUGUCCUAACCAGCAAAUAUGUCAAUCUGCGCCUAAAGGUCCCGAUCCAGACAUUCCCAUAAUCACCGAACGUCUCGCCGGCAUCAAACACAAGAUCCUAGUGCUCUCAGGAAAAGGAGGUGUUGGAAAAUCCACUUUCUCUUCUCUUCUCUCCCAUGCUUUCGCGGCAGACCCCGACUCAACAGUAGGCAUCAUGGAUACUGAUAUUUGCGGACCCUCCAUUCCUAAAAUGAUGGGAGUGGAGAACGAAAAAAUACAUAUCAGCAAUGCUGGUUGGAGUCCUGUAUGGGUAACGGACAACCUGGGCGUUAUGAGCGUUCAGUUCAUGCUCCCAAACCGCGACGAUGCUGUAAUAUGGAGAGGACCGAAGAAGAAUGGGUUGAUAAAGCAAUUCCUGAAAGAUGUGGAAUGGGGUGAACUCGACUACCUGAUUGUAGAUACUCCUCCCGGUACAUCGGAUGAGCACCUAUCAGUCAACUCAUUUCUGAAAGAGUCGGGUGUGGAUGGCGCAGUCGUUGUUACAACUCCGCAAGAGGUAUCUCUACUGGAUGUGCGGAAAGAGAUUGAUUUUUGCAGGAAAGCAGGAAUUCGAGUUCUGGGCCUUGUCGAGAACAUGUCCGGCUUUGUGUGUCCUAAAUGCACACACAAGUCUCAGAUUUUCAAGGCAACAACAGGAGGGGGAAGACAGCUAUGCGAAGAUAUGAACAUCCCCUUUCUGGGUGCUGUUCCUCUUGAUCCACGAAUAGGUAUGUCGUGUGAUGAAGGUGAAAGCUUCAUGGACGCCUAUCCAGACAGCCCAGCAGUUGAAGCUCUGGAGCACGUCGUACAGUCUGUUCGAAAACUUGUGCACGAAACUUGA